Molecule: messenger RNA, 1946 nt
Organism: Bacillus rossius redtenbacheri
Lineage: Eukaryota; Metazoa; Arthropoda; Insecta; Phasmatodea; Bacillidae
Gene: Pen
Product: importin subunit alpha
Exons: 11
Coding region: 210-1793 (527 amino acids)
Biological process (GO): NLS-bearing protein import into nucleus
Cellular component (GO): nucleus; cytoplasm
Molecular function (GO): protein binding; nuclear import signal receptor activity
Source: RefSeq, a predicted model, not a curated record
AUUCUUUAUUACCAUUGGUAGGCCGUUCGUAUAUUCUCUGUGACGGUUGUGAUCGUUGGUCGUACUAAUCGUUGAUUUGAUUCAUUUUUGUUAUUCCUUCUUGUUCCUUCGAUCGAGAAACUGCGUUGAGGGUAGUUUUCGUUAUUUCUUCUCGUCUAAUACUGUGUGUGAGGUAUUUUUAUAGUCUUAUAUUUAGGUAGUUAUUCAAGAUGCCGCUUAUAACUCAGGAUGAAAAUACAAUGCUGACAGGAUCGGCAAGACUGGAUCGAUUCAAGAACAAAGGAAAGAAUUUAGAUGAGAUGCGCAGGCGACGCAGCGAGAUGAGCGUGGAGCUACGCAAGGCGCGGAAGGACGACCAGCUCCAGAAGCGCCGGAACAUCGACGCGGAGGACGAGCCAUUGUCGCCCCUGCAGGAGAGCAACGGCAAGGGCGGAGCCCCCGCCAUGAGCAUCGACAUGAUAUACCCCGCAAUGAUGAGCGGAGACCCCGACAGGCAGCUGGCGGCGACGCAGGCGGCCCGGAAGACGCUCAGUCGCGAACGUAACCCGCCCAUUGACACCAUGAUAAACGCUGGCGUGGUUCCUCUCUGCAUCAAGUUCUUGGAGAAUUUCGGCCACCCUGCCCUCCAGUUCGAGGCGGCGUGGGCCCUGACCAACAUAGCGUCGGGCACGAGCGAGCAGACGGCCGCCGUGGUGGACCAGGGGGCCGUCCCGAGGCUGGUGGGCCUGCUGCGGUCGCCCUUGCAGCACGUGGCGGAGCAGGCGGUGUGGGCCCUGGGCAACAUCGCCGGCGACGGGCCGGCGUCGCGGGACCUGGUGCUGGCCGCCGGCGUCAUGCCGGAGCUGCUGCGGCUCGUCGCUCCCGACAUCGGCAUGUCGUUCCUGCGCAAUGUUGUCUGGACAAUCUCGAACCUGUGUCGCAACAAGAACCCACCGCCGCCUUUCGAGGAGGUGAAGAGCUGUCUGCCGUACCUAGAGCAGCUCUUGAAGUAUUCCGACAAAGAUGUCCUAGCCGAUACCUGCUGGGCCCUGUCGUACCUCACGGACGGCAACAACGACAAGAUCCAGGCCGUGGUGGACAUGGGGGUGGUCCCGGAGCUGGUGAAGCUGCUGGCGUCUCCGGAGGUGUGCGUCCUCACCCCGGCCCUCCGUGCCGUCGGCAACAUAGUCACGGGCAACGACACCCAGACGGACGCGGUGAUCCAGAGUGGGGCCAUCCCCCUGCUGAAGGGCCUGCUGAGGCACGAGCGCAGCAACAUCAUGAAGGAGGCGGCGUGGACCGUGUCGAACAUCGCGGCCGGCAACGCGGACCAGAUCCAGGCGGUGGUGGGCUGCGGCCUCCUGCCGGACCUGGUGCUGGUCCUCUCCUCGGGCGACUACAAGUCGCAGAAGGAGGCGGCGUGGGCGGUCACGAACUAUACGUCGGGGGCCAGCGUGCAGCAGAUGGUGGAGCUCUUGAAGAGCCAGGUGCUGCCCCCCUUCUGCCGCCUGCUCGACAGCCAGGACUGGAAGGUGGUCACCGUGGUGUUGGACGGCCUCGCCAACAUGCUGCAGAUGGCGGAGAGGACCGGCAACCUGGAGGAGGUGGCCCUCAUGAUCGAGGAGUGCGGGGGGCUGGACAAGAUGGAGGCCCUGCAGAGCCACGACAACGAGAAGGUGUACCAGAAGGUGGUGCACCUCAUCGAGGUUUACUUCUCUGGGGAGGAUAAUGUGGAGCUGUCGCCAGAGCAAGUGAACGGUCACUACGACUUUGCUCCGCACGACGAUGUUCCAGAAGGAGGCUACUCUUUCUGAGUCGGCCUCGGCUUCCCGAACGCUCUCACAAUCUCACUUACUACACUGUCAUUUUUAUUGAAUUUUUUUUAGAUUGAUUACUGUUUUUUGUACUUGUGUGUCUUGUCUGGUCUGUACCAUGUAGUAAUAAAUUUUUGUAAUUUCCUGCUGAAA